Messenger RNA from Mesocestoides corti, 672 nucleotides. NCBI's taxonomy places the organism in Eukaryota, Metazoa, Platyhelminthes, Cestoda, Cyclophyllidea, Mesocestoididae. The record is from the annotation of a GenBank genome assembly.
AUGAUCUCGGCAAAAGGCAAGCGGGAUCAAAGCGUUCAUCGGAAGGAGAUCCUGAGAAGUAAGAUCCGAGAAAUACAACGACUUAGGGAGCUUGAGCGCCAGCACAUGGCAGAAACUGGAUAUAGGAAACGAAUAGGCGAAAGUAGGGAUCUCUACCGUCCCAUGUUGAACGAACUCUACUUGCGUGAUCUCGAUGCCCAGGUCGAAUUGAACAAACGAAUACAGGCUUACAGGGAUCAGAAAGAAGCGAGUCUGGAAAAAUCCGACUCAGGCCUGCCUGGUCUUGGUUGGGAAACAACUAGAGGUAGGUGCAAGCGGGACUUGAAUGAAGAAGUGAAGAGUGCAAUGUGUGCAAGAGAGGCGAGGAUAUUAGCAGUUGCGGAGGAGAAAAUGAAGGAAUCAGAAGACAUGCAACGACUGGAACAGGCUCGACUAGCGGAUGAGCAGAAAGCAGCUGAGGUGGCCCUUUCUAGAAGGAAGAUGCUCCAGUGCUGCUUCGAGCAACAAAUCCAAGAGAAGUGUCGUGCAAUCCAGAAACGCGCAAUGGAGGAGGCCGUUGCUUCUAAAUGGCUGAUUUCCAACGACACACAGCUUGGCUUGCAGAUGGAUGAAGCAUUUCGAAGACACAAGGUUGGCGACGCAUUGCUAGUUUGCUUAACAACACUCAAUUGA